CCCUAGUGCUGUUGAGUUUUUUGAUUUUGAAGCUGUUUCUGUAACACAAUGGGGGAGAAGCAGAAGCGAAAGAGCAUCCCAGUUCUACCAUGGAUGCGAAGCCCAGUCGACGUCUCCCUAUUCGAGGAAUGCCCCCUUGAGAUCCUCCCUUUGCUCGACCCCAGAUUGAAGGUAGCUUUGCAGAAGACGGGCAUCGCUUCAAUAUUCCCAGUGCAACUUGCAGUUUGGCUAGAGGUGAUUGGGCCCGGUUCAUUUGAGAGAGACCUCUGUAUUAAUUCACCAACUGGAAGUGGGAAAACUUUAGCUUAUGCACUACCGAUAGUGCAAAUGCUGUCAAGUCGUGCGGUCAAAUGCUUACGUGCUUUAGUUGUGUUGCCUACUCGUGAUCUGGCCUUGCAGGUUAAAGAGGUUUUUACAGCGAUUGCACCUGCCGUGGGCUUAUCUGUAGGUUUGGCUGUUGGUCAAUCCUCCAUAGCAGAUGAGAUUUCUGGUCUUAUCAAGAGACCUAAGUUUGAGGCAGGCAUCUGUUAUGAUCCAGAAGAUUUUUCGGUUCCGCUGCAGAGUUCUGUGGACAUAUUGGUGGCAACGCCUGGAAGAUUGAUGGACCAUAUUAACUUCACGAAAGGGUUUACACUUCAGCAUCUACGCUAUCUUGUUAUCGAUGAGACGGAUAGGUUAUUGAGGGAAUCAUAUCAGUCUUGGCUACCGACUGUGCUUCAGUUGACACGUGCUGACGAUGAUAAUAUCAUCUUUCCUUCCUACACUUCACUUCCUUGUUCUGCUGGAUCCUUAAAAACCAUAAGGAGAUUUGGUGUCGAGAGGGGGUUUAAGGGUAAACCUUACCCAAGGCUUGCAAAGAUGGUUCUAUCUGCAACGCUUACACAGGAUCCAAGCAAGCUUUCUCAACUUGAUCUGCAUCACCCUCUAUUCUUAACAACUGGGAAAAGAAGAUAUAAACUUCCUGAGAAAUUAGAAUCAUACAUGAUGAUUUGUGAAUCAAAACUCAAACCGUUAUAUCUGGUUUCCCUGCUACAAAGUUUAGGAGGAGAGAAGUGUAUCGUUUUCACAUCCUCAGUGGAGUCUACUCAUCGGCUAUGCACAUUACUCAACUUUUUUGACGACUUGCAACUCAAUAUCAAAGAGUAUUCAGGGCUUCAACGUCAAUCGUUGAGAAGCAAGACUUUGAACGCUUUUCGAGGAGGGGAGAUUCAAGUACUCGUUAGUUCCGAUGCCAUGACUCGUGGAAUGGAUGUUGAGGGCGUGAGAAAUGUUAUUAAUUAUGAUAUGCCUGCAUUUAUAAAGACAUAUAUUCAUCGAGCUGGCCGGACUGCAAGGGCUGGGCAGUCUGGGCGUUGUUUCACAUUGCUGAGUAAAGAUGAGGUUAGGCGUUUCAAGAAACUACUACAAAAGGCUGAUAAAGAUUCUUGUCCCGUACAUUCCCUACCUUCCAGUUCAAUUGAGUUGCUCCACCCUACCUAUGUCUCUGCCCUAGAGAAACUCAAGGAAAAGGUAGAAUCAGAAACAUCCAUAAAGAGUACAGUCAUGUCUUCUAGAGUGGGCAAACGGAAAGAAACGAACUCCAAUGAAAAGAUCUGAAUUGAAACCAUUGGACUGAAAUACAGAAUGUCUAGUGCAUUGGAACAUUACAAAUGAUUUCAUUACAGUAAUAGCAAGUCCACAGGAAAGUGUGCAAGUACAAAUUUCCGGGUCUCAGUUCACUAGGACAUGAAAUUUCAACUACAGAAGAUGGUGAUAAAGCCUUCUAAGGCUUAUUAUUUCAACUCAAGACUACACAUUCAAUCAUUGAAUGUGGAGAAAGAUCUAUUUAUAUUUCUAACGAAGUACCUAGAACUGGCGCUAGCAGCUGUAGAAGCAGAGACAGUUGACGGGCUUCUUGGGGAAGUAGCACAGUCAUUCUUCCCACUGUCUCUCUCCUCUUCACUGAUGGUGUCCAACACUUUUGACGUUCGGCGUCUCAUGACACUGAUAAUCUGUGGUGGCGCAACCUCGGUAACGAACCUCGCUAAACGGGAAUUCACCAUUCUUUUUGGAGUUUCAGGUCUCAGAGGCAGAUGGUUGGUGCUCCAGGAGAGCUCAGAUUGGUCUGGUUGAGAGUGAAUGCAAGCUUUUGGGUGAUAUUUAUGAGGAUUUGUGAAAGUCUUGACCCAAGGGGAAGCUUGAAAUCAAUAUUUUUGGCCCUUGGUGGUGCCGCUUAGUGCAACUACCAUUGAUAUUUGUUGCAGUUUUCAAAUGACUGAUCUCUUUCCCAGACCUUUCUAGGAGAUUAAUUUGUGGUAUUUUGAGGUGUAGUCCAAAUUGUGCUGGGGCCAGUAGCUUUUGCAUUUGCCCUCUUCAAAGUUUUAACUAUGAUUGGCAAAUCCAUAUGCCACGUUUCUAAAUAUUGACAAAAUUUUCUUUUCAGCUAUUA
This is a messenger RNA of Momordica charantia (bitter melon), 2428 nucleotides long. RefSeq names its product RNA helicase 1 (gene RH1). Lineage: Eukaryota; Viridiplantae; Streptophyta; Magnoliopsida; Cucurbitales; Cucurbitaceae. Gene Ontology annotation, molecular function: nucleic acid binding; ATP binding. The record is from RefSeq and is a predicted model, not a curated record.